AAAUUUUUAUGAAGAUUCUAUUGUGCACAUCGUAAGCCUCCGCAAAUUGUAAUAAAUUUACACGUUUUGCAAAGUACAAUAUAAUUUUUACAAAAUAUGAGCUCUGCCAAAAUGCUUAACUUGUCGAGAGUCGUUGUUCGCAAUCUUACCACAACCUCUGCACGUCGUACUGCAGCCAAAAACGAGAUUGAUAAAGGCUACUUCGAACUGAAGAAGGUGCAAGAGCACUUCCAAAAGCAUGAUGGCAAGCCAGUGUUCCUCAAGGGAUCUUUUGCUGAUCAACUUCUGUAUCGUCUUACCGUCGCUUUGAGUUUGGCCGGUAUUGGUGGUAUGGUUAAAUUGUUCUACGACUUGAGCGUCCCGAAAAGCCAAGAUUAAAUGCAUGACAAGAGCUACGUAGCAAAACUCUUGUAAUUAAUGUUUUAAAUUAAGCUCCUAAAGUAGAAAAAUACACGACUAAUCUUGAUGUAAUUGUAUGUUUCCUUGUUUUGUGUG
Molecule: messenger RNA, 495 nt
Organism: Rhagoletis zephyria (snowberry fruit fly)
Lineage: Eukaryota; Metazoa; Arthropoda; Insecta; Diptera; Tephritidae
Product: cytochrome c oxidase subunit 7A, mitochondrial-like
Biological process (GO): mitochondrial electron transport, cytochrome c to oxygen; regulation of oxidative phosphorylation; mitochondrial respirasome assembly
Cellular component (GO): respiratory chain complex IV
Source: RefSeq, a predicted model, not a curated record